AUGGUGGGCCCGGCCUGCCCAUCCUGGGACACGUGGCAGAUACCGCCUGCCCGUCAUGGUAACCGCAGCGGACGCCUUCCCACCCAUUCUGGGACAAGUGGCGGACGCCUGCACGCCCGUCCCGGGACCCGCGGAGGGCCCAGCCUUCCAGUCCUGGGACCAUUGGCGGACGCCUGCCCGCCCUUCCCGGGACCCGCAGCGGGCCCAGCCCUUCCGUCCCGGGAGCAGGGGCGGACGCAUACCCGCCUUUCCAGGGACCCGCGGCGGGCCCGGCCCGCUCAUCCCGGGACCAGGGGCAGACGCCUACCCACCCGUCCUGGCCCGCCCAUCUCGGGACCAGGGGCAAACGUCUGCCCCCCGGCCCAGGACCAGCGGCAGGCCCGGCCCGCCCGUCCCGUGACCAGGGGCGGACGCCUGCCUGCCCGUACCGUGACCCACGGCUGGCAUGGCCCUCCCGUCAAGGGGCGGCUGCCCCUGCCCGCCUGUGACGGUACUAGUCCGUCCACGGACCCGCGGCUGCCCCUGCCCGCCUGUCCUGGUACUAGUCCGUCCACGGACCCGCGGCUGGCCCGGCUUGCCCUUCCCGGGACCAGAUGCGGACGCCGCCCUCCCGUCCUGGGACCAAGGCCGGAUGCCUGCACGCCUGUCCCAGGUCCCACAGCAGGCCCGGCCCCCCUAUCCAGGGACCAGGGGCAGAUGCCUGCCCGCCCGUCCCAGGACCCGCGGCAGGCCCGGCCCAACCCUCCCGGGAGCAGGGGCGGACGCCUGCCCGCCCACCUGGGACCCGCGGCGGGCCUGGAGCGGCCGUCCCAGGAACAGGGGUGGAUGCCUGCCUGCCCGUCCCCGGAGCAUGCGUCCGCCCAUUCCGGGACCCGCAGCAGGCCUGGCCCGCCCAUCCCGGGAGCAGGGCCGGAUACCUGCACGCCCGUCCCGGGACCUGCGAAGGGCCCGGCCAGCCAGUCCUGGGACCAGGGGCGGACGCCAGUCCUGGGACCUGCAGUGGCACGGCCCGCCCGUCCAAGGGUGGCUGCCCCUGCCCGCCCGUCCUGGGACCAGUGGCGGGCCUUCCUGCCCAUCCCGGGACGCACGGCUUGCCCGGCCCACCCGUCUCAGGGCCAGUGGCGGAUGCCUGCCCGCCCAUCCCGGGACCCACUGCGGGCCCGGCCCGCCUGUCCCAAAAACAGUGGCAGAUGCCUACCCAACCGUCCCGGGACCCGCCGCGGGCCAAUCCCACCCGUCCCGGGACCAGUGGCGGACCCCUUCCCACCUGUUCCGGGACCCACGGCGUGCCCGGCCCGCCCGUCACGGGACCAGUGGCGGACGCCUGCACGCCCAUCCUGGGACCCGCAGCGUGCCCGACCCUCACAUCCCGGGACCAGGGGCGGACACCAGCCCGCCCGUCCGGGGACCCUAGGAGGGCCCGGCCCGGCCGUCCCGGGACCAGGGGCGGACUCCUGCCCGCCCGUCCCGGGACCUGUGGCGGGCCCGGCCCGCCCCUCCUGGGACCAGGGGCGGACGCCUGCCCGCCUGUCCCGGGACGCGCGGCGGGCACGACCUGCGGUGGGCACUGCCCGCCCGUCAAGGGGCGGCUGCCCCUGCCCGCCCGUCCCGGGACCAGUGGCGGGGCUGCCCGUCCGUCCGGGACCCACGGUGGGCCCGCCCGCUCAUCCCUGGACAAGUGGCGGACGCCUACCUGCCUGUCCUGGGACCCACGGAGGACCCGGCCCGCCCGUCCCGGGACUAGUGGCGGACCCCUGCCCACCAGUCCAGGGAUCCACGGCGGGCCGGGCCUGCCAGUCCUGGGACCCACGGCGGGCCCGGCCCGCCCGUCCCGAAACCAGUGGCGGAUACCUGCCUGCCUGUCCCGGGACCAAUGGCUGGCCUUCCCGCCCAUCCCAGGACGCGCGGCUUUCCCGGCUUACCCGUCCCAGUGCCAGUGGUGGACGCCUGCCCGCCCAUCACGGGACCCACUGCGGGCCCGGCCCGCCUGUCCCGAAAACAGUGGCAGAUGCCUGCCCAACAGUCCCGGGACCCGCCGCGGGCCCAUCCCACCCGUCCCAGGACCAGUGGCGGACCCCUGCCCGCCUGUUCCGGGACCCACGGCGUGCCUGGCCCGCCCGUCAAGGGACCAGUGGCGGACGCCUGCCCGCCCGUUUUGGGACCCGCAGCGUGCCCGGCCCUCACAUCUCAGGAUCAGGGGCGGACGCCUGCCCGCCCGUCCGGGGACCUGUGGAGGGCCCGGCCCGCCAGUCUUGGGAACAGGGGUGGACGCGUGCCCGCCUGUCCCGGGACCCGCAGCGGGCCCGGCCGUCCCGGGACCAGGGGCGGACUCCUGUCCGCCUGUCCCGGGACCUGCGGCGGGCACAACCGGCGGUGGGCACUGCCCGCCCGUCCAGGGGCGGCUGCCCCUGCCCGCCCAUCCCGGGACAAGUGGCGGACGCCUACCCGCCUGUCCCGGGACCCACGGAGGACCUGGCCCGCCCGUCCCGGGACCAGUGGCGGACCCCUGCCCACCAGUCCAGGGAUCCACAGCAGGCCCGGCCUGCCAGUCCUUGGACCCAUGGCGGGCCCGGCCAGCCCGUCCUGAAACCAGUGGCGGACACCUGCCCGCCUGUCCCGGGACCCGCGGCGGGCCUGGCCCGCCCAUCCUGGAACCCGCUGAGGGCCUAG
This is a messenger RNA of Macrobrachium nipponense, 2670 nucleotides long. Its product is annotated as basic proline-rich protein-like. The transcript has a single exon. The record is from RefSeq and is a predicted model, not a curated record. The coding region runs from base 1 to 2670 and encodes 889 amino acids. NCBI's taxonomy places the organism in Eukaryota, Metazoa, Arthropoda, Malacostraca, Decapoda, Palaemonidae.